Messenger RNA from Kwoniella botswanensis, 1671 nucleotides. RefSeq lists its product as uncharacterized. The coding region runs from base 1 to 1671 and encodes 556 amino acids. The transcript has 5 exons. Gene Ontology annotation, cellular component: endoplasmic reticulum membrane. The record is from RefSeq and is a predicted model, not a curated record. NCBI's taxonomy places the organism in Eukaryota, Fungi, Basidiomycota, Tremellomycetes, Tremellales, Cryptococcaceae.
AUGUCAACUCCACCACCUCCAUCAUACUCUUCACCUAUUCUACCUCCUUCUUCAUCCCCAUCAACCAACAACAACCUUCAUAAACAAUAUCCUCAACCUCCCAAUUCGACAAUAAUCAAUAUUGAUUCACCAAGCUCAUCGGCAAUACCAAACCAUAUGAAAUCAUUACCAUUAUCGCGAACAAAUAGCAACACAUCGUCAUUAGCAGAGGAAGAUGAAACUACGGGAUUAUUGAGUAAUGCGAAAAAACCAAAAUGGUAUAAAGGUCCAUAUUUCAUAACUGCCAUCAAGUUCUCUGUGUUAUUCACGAUUUUCACCAUUAUAGUCGUGAUUACUUUUUACUUCGGGAUGCCGAAAUUGGAUAAAGAAGAUAGAGGGCUGGUUAAGUUGCCUAGAAGUUUUAAGGAUCUACAGGAUUUAAACACCUUAUUCCAGAAAUACAAGAAACUCUACCCUCUCCGGAUAUUGGCUUGCGCAGUGGUCACCUACCUGUUCGUUCAGACUUUCACCUUACCUGGCUCAAUGUAUAUCUCGAUCUUGUUCGGAGCAGCUUAUGGGAUAAUGUAUGGCCUGUUAUUGAGUUGUCUGUGCGACGCCUUCGGCUCACUUUUAUGCUACACCCUCUCCUCUCUCCUCGCCCCUCCCCUCUUGACUAUGCCGUUCUACAGAGCAAGAGUCGAAACAUGGCGAACAAAAAUAAUGGGUGAUCCAAAAAAAGGUAAAAAAGUAACUUGGGAUAGUAUAUUCGCUUUCCUACUCGUACUUCGUAUUGCACCCUUCCCGCCUCACUGGGUAGCGAAUUUCGUCGCGCCGCACUUGGGUAUUGGCAUGUUCAUGUUUUGGUCGAGCUGUUUCAUCGGAAUCGCCCCCGUCUCUGUAAUUCAUGUAACGAUCGGUUCAUCCCUAGACUCCAUGACCUCAGCAGCAGAUUUCCAUAUCCUCUCUCUUCGUAAUAUCCUGGGUCUCCUCGCGGUGGUCGUAGCUGUCUUGAUUCCUGUGGGAUUGAAAAGAGUAUUUAAGAAAGAUUUGGGAGAUCUGGGAGAAGCAGAAGAGAUAUUCAACGACACUGACAGAAGAAACGAUAGGGAUAUCCAAGUUCCUCCUAUUGAGGGGUCAGAAAUUGGUGGAAGGAGGUAUCACGCGAUUGAUUCGGGUGUUGUGCUCUCGUUACCAUCUACAGGAGAGAACGGUGAGAAUAUGGGUAAUAAGUUGAUCAAGAAGGGUAAAGGAAGAGCUUUGGAAAUUAUCCAUGAUGAAGAUGAAGAAGAGGAAGAAGAUGGGUUCUAUGAUGAAGAUGGGGAAGAUGAGUGGGAAAGGUAUGAAGGUGAAACUGCUGCUGAAGCCAGUACUUCCAAUUCCAAUAUAACGAGUGGUCAAGCCUCGCCAAAUUCAGACUCGAACACGACUCCGACUCCGGAUGUCAAUGUGGUUGGAGAGAAUGGUCCAGAUGCGCAACCUCAACCUCAACCUCAAUAUCAAUAUGAAGUGUAUGACCCUUCUGGUCAAAUUGAUUCUGUACGAUUCAAUCCUACAAGAACGAGAUCACGAUCGAACUCGAAGUUAAGUCAGAAUGGUGGGACUGGGGUCGCAACUAGACCUAAGGGCUAUAGUAGAUCAAACACCAACACUUCGAAUAGAUUUAGGAAUUAUGGUGCGGUCCAAGAAGAAUAA